This is a messenger RNA of Cylindrotheca closterium, 768 nucleotides long. NCBI's taxonomy places the organism in Eukaryota, Bacillariophyta, Bacillariophyceae, Bacillariales, Bacillariaceae. The record is from the annotation of a GenBank genome assembly.
AUGAUACAUCAACCGUAUCCUCCAGCAGCUACUACCGAAAGCUAUUUCUUUUUUGAUAAUGCCGCUCCUCAGACGGGGAAACGGACUUAUCCGAACAUUGCAGAAGAAGUACCAUGGCGACAACGCCACUUAUCUGGGUCCAAGUCUUUUACAAGCAAUUGUGCUGAAAGAAAUACGAAUGACCCCUACUUCGUUUCAGCUUAUUCAGGAACACCAACGUACGAACCCAUUCCGAAGAAGGCAAGGGUUGUCAGUGACGAUGAGCACGAAGAUCCCACUACUAUGAGUCUACACAGAAUGAAGAGAGCUCUUCAGCAAUUGGAGACUGAGGAGUCUCUUCACGUUGGACGAGAUACCAAAAGAGCCAGAAUGGAAGUACUGCUACCUGUAUCAGGACCACCGCUACCACCGGAACAAGAGACUCGACUGGUAUUACGAGAUCCCUCUUUACCGCGUAUUCCUCACCCCAUGCAAGAGGCAGAAAAAGCAAUCUUCAAUAGCUUGCUUUUGCAACGGAUCUCGAAUCGAUAUGGAGGAGUACCCAUUCAAUUGGAUCAUGUCGAUUCAAGACUGCAAGAACUGAUUCGAAGUUCCAUGCAAAGGACCAUUACUGCUAGGAGUGAAGAUCAGACUAGUAACAGCAGUUCGAUGGCCUCGUGCGCCUCAUCCGACGAUGUCACCAUGGAAGAGGAUGAACGGCAGGAUUCGCCUGAAUCAGGAGCAUCCUGCUACUCCUCUUCCUUCGAUGAAUCCAUGAUGACAUUUUGA